AUGAACCCGCAGCAGCCAAAUCAAGGCCCUGGUGGCCCAUACCCAGGUCAGCCUGUACCUCCACGUCCCGGACCUCCUCCUGGCGCUCCGCAGCAGGGACGCUUUCCUCCUCAACCGCAGCAGCAGCCACCGUCUCUACAACAGCGUCCACCUCAACAGCAGGCAUUGCAACAAAAUGCUCGACCAGCGCUUAACCCAGCCAUGCCAGCUCGUCCACAACAGCCAGGCAUGCCCCAUGCUAGGCCAUCACAACCUCCUUCCACUAGCAUUGCCGGCGUCCGGCCACCUUCCGGUCGCCCUUUUCCGCAGCAACCAGGCUUGCAGGCGCCCGGAUUUUCUUCAGGAGCGCCGCAGCAACAUGCACCUCAAAUGCAAGGCAGACUCAGUCCGCGUCCCAUUGCACAGCCUGGAACCAUGGCUGGAGUAGAAUCUCAGAUGGCUGGUGUGCAGCUCCAGGAUCGUCAACCUAGCCCCGCGCCCGCCGCUUUGUCGUCCGAUGCUGGUCCCACCAAAACAAAACGCAGUGCGCGUGCCUACCACACCGACGCUCAACCCGUCGCUGCUCCUGGCUGGAAUGACGCACCCCACCAGCCCAAUCCAUCACCUGCUCCGUGGCAGCAAGCUGCAGCCGCAAGGGUAGCCCAGCAAGACCACCAAUUCAACCAGCCCAACAACGACAACGCUGCUCUCGACCAAAUGCCCGGUCAACGAAACGUCGUCUCUCCCGCCCAAGCUGCCCACAACCGUGCCAUGAUGGCUCAAAAUGCAGCGCGGCCCAACAUGCCCGCUAACCCGCAAAGCAACAUUCCCGGCAUGCAAGCAGCGUUGGACGGUAGCGGUUCCAUCGCCCAACCACCUCAUCAGGCCGGACAGCGAUUCGCAGGACCUCGCAGCAAAAUUGACCCGGACCAGAUCCCCAGUCCCGUCGAAAUGCAGGACGCUGACCAGGAAUUCUUCGACAAGGAGUGGUUUGCUACGUGCGGACGAGGGGGCAUGCCGCUCAGCACUACCAGCUUUGCCGCCGUCGACCAAGGCAAUUGCUCUCCUAAGCAUCUGCGCCUCACCACCUAUAGCAUACCCGCCACUGAUGAGCUCGCCACCACGUCACAGUUACCACUGGCGGUGCUGAUGCAACCCUUUGCGCAGCUUCGCUCAGACGAAACCCCCAUACCUGUCGCCACCUUUGGCGAGAGUGGGCCCCCACGUUGCAAGCGCUGCCGAGCCUACAUUAACGCCUGGUGCGUCUUUGUCGAGGGCGGUCAGAAAUGGACCUGCAAUCUUUGCGGCACUGCCACCGAGGUCGCAGCCGACUACUUCUGCAACCUUGACAUGAGCGGCCGACGCGUCGAUUUCGACCACCGUCCGGAACUCUCGCAUGGCUCGAUCGACUUUGCUGUUCCAAAGGAAUACUGGGCCAUCCAGUCGACACCGCCUGCCUCGGUGUUGCUCCCCGUUGCACCUGCCAGUACCCGCACCGAGACUGCCAAGCUGGAUCCAAAGCAAGAAUCAAAGGAUUAUGAGGGCACAACGCUCGGCCUUAGCGGUCAAGGUGCACAGGCCGCCAGAAGCGCUACCAAAGCCGCCAGCGAAGCGCUCAACGGCCUGCAGCUCGGCAAGGGCCGCACCACUGUUCGUGCCCCACGCCCUCUCACCUACUUUUUCGCCAUCGAUGUCAGCUACAGCGCCGUGCGAUCCGGUGCCCUUGCCAGCUCUGUCGAAGCCAUUCGGGAGACGCUUUACGGUCCAAAGGCCAGCUCUGCGGAUGCAGGAAGCAACGGAGCACCCGACGCCAAUCCCGCUACUGGCCCUGGCUUUGGUUUGGUGGAAGGUGCACGCGUGGCCAUCCUCACCUUUGACCGUGCACUCCACUUUUAUAACCUCUCGGCCGAGCUCGACCAGGCUCAGAUGCUCGUGGUCGGUGAUAUUGACGAGCCCUUUGUUCCUAUCAGCGAUGGCCUGUUGGCUGAUGUCUGGGAGUCGCGCCAUCUCAUCGAGGGCUUACUCGAGAAUCUGCCCAGCAUGUUUGGAGAGAACAUGGUUGGCGACGCUGCGCUCGGUGCGGCGGUGCGUGGCGCCCAAGCAGCGCUCUCUACCAUUGGCGGCCAGGUCAACAUCUUCCUCUCCACAAUUCCUACGGUGGGACCUGGUGCGCUUAAGCAUCGUGAAGACACCAAGCUGUAUGGCACUGACAAGGAGAAGAACCUGUUCAUCCCUCAGGACGGCUUCUAUCGAGGAGUCGCCGAAGAGUGCGUCGACGCAGGUAUCGGUAUCAACGUCUUCUUUUUCCCUUCGCAGUACAUUGAUGUGGCGACCAUCGGCGUUCUCCCGGGAUCCACCGGUGGCGAGGUGUUUUUCCAUCCCCGCUUCGACCCUGUCCGCGACGGCAUCAAGCUGCAAAUCGAGGUCCGACGCACCGUGCUGCGCGAGACGGCAUAUAAUGUCACGAUGCGCCUCCGAUGCUCCAAUGGUUUGCGUGUCGCCGACCACUUUGGCAACUUUUUCCAGCACAACGCCACCGAUCUCGAACUUGGCACUAUGGAUGCCGACAAAUGCGUCGCCGCGCUCGUCAAACACGACAGCAAGCUCGACGAGAAGCACGAAGCUCACUUCCAGUGCGCGGUCCUCUACACUACCGCCGAAGGUGAACGACGUGUUCGAUGCCACAACAUUGCCGUACCCGUCACGUCGCUUCUUGGCAACGUCUUCCGCUAUGCUGAUAUGGACAGUACCGUCGCCUACUACAGCAAGGAAGUCGUCUCGUUGGCGCAUGUCAAGCCGCUCAAAGACGUGCGCCAUUAUCUCACUGAUAAAUGUGUGAAGAUUUUGCUUGCCUAUCGUCGAAAUUGCGCAUCCUCCACCAGCCCAGGUCAGCUCAUCUUGCCAGAAAGCUUCAAGCUGUUCCCCUUAUACGCUCUUGCGAUCAACAAGACGAAGUGCGUCAAGGGUGGCAACGUGACAUCGGACGUGCGCGCUUUCUACAUGCGCUUCUUUCGCGCGCAGGGUGUAUCGGCGAUCAUGUCGAUGCUCUACCCACGCAUGAUCGCGCUGCAUACCAUGUCGGAUGCUGAUGGAUCGCCGAUUCAGAUUCAACAGCCCGAUGGUACUACAGUCGACGGCAUGCGCAUCAAGACACCAGCAUUGAUGCGGCCUUCUUAUCUGCGUAUGGAGGGUCACGGAGCCUAUUUGCUUGAAAAUGGCGAAAUGUGCAUCCUCUGGCUGGGAGCCAACGUCAACCCACGCCUACUGGAAGAUCUGUACGGCGUCAAUUCUCUGGAAGAGAUUGAUGCACGCAUGACCCGCUUGCCAAAGUUGCCAACGAAGUUGUCUCAACAGGUGCGGGCCAUUGUGCAAUCGUUUGCGUUGCAGAGGAACAAGCCUGAGUUGCCGGUGCUCAUCGCAAGACAAAACAGGGACGGAACCGAGGUGGAGUUGGCGAACAGCUUGGUGGAAGAUCAGAACAAUGACGCGAUGAGCUACGUCGAUUAUUUGUGUCAUGUGCACAGGAUUAUCAGCUCGGACAUGACAAGUGGAAAGGAGGAGUCGAGUUCUUGGUUCUCAACGUGA
Mycosarcoma maydis (corn smut) is the source of this 3564-nucleotide messenger RNA. RefSeq lists its product as uncharacterized. The record is from RefSeq and is a predicted model, not a curated record. The coding region runs from base 1 to 3564 and encodes 1187 amino acids. Gene Ontology annotation, cellular component: COPII vesicle coat; endoplasmic reticulum exit site. Gene Ontology annotation, biological process: COPII-coated vesicle cargo loading; endoplasmic reticulum to Golgi vesicle-mediated transport; intracellular protein transport. The transcript has a single exon. Lineage: Eukaryota; Fungi; Basidiomycota; Ustilaginomycetes; Ustilaginales. Gene Ontology annotation, molecular function: zinc ion binding; SNARE binding.